This is a messenger RNA of Drosophila takahashii, 769 nucleotides long. RefSeq names its product zinc finger protein Paris. The record is from RefSeq and is a predicted model, not a curated record. Gene Ontology annotation, molecular function: zinc ion binding. Lineage: Eukaryota; Metazoa; Arthropoda; Insecta; Diptera; Drosophilidae. Gene Ontology annotation, cellular component: nucleus.
CGGUCCUUCAAUGCAGUUCACUCUUUUAAAUUUACUUGACUUUCGAAUAUAGAAUAUAGAGCGCAAAUCAUGGAGGAUCUGGUGAAGAUGUGCCGAGUUUGCAUGGGCGAGGCGGAGGAGCUCCGAGACAUCUACGACAACAAGAGUUUGGGGGACGAGCUAUCCGUCGAGCUGAAGAAGUCCAAGGAACCGGAACCCACGCCGGCCGAUCUGAUGAAGAACUGCAGCUCAGUCCCGGUUUCUUCUGGCGACUGCUUCCCCCUGAAGAUUUGCGAGCCCUGCCUGAAGAAAUUGCGCCAGGCUCUACUUUUUAAAAGGCGUUACGCAAAGAACACGGAAUUCUGGGGACGCGUAAAGUCUGAGCGAAAAGACCAGGAGACACUGGAUAUCCUGGAGGCCGAGGACUGGAAUCUGGCGGAUCGGAUCAAAGAAGAAGUCGAGGAAGAGGACGAGGGCGACCUGCAGGCGAAGAAGAAAACGCCCAGUAAGCCGGAGGAAAAACCGCGGCCUUUCAAGUGUGCCGACUGUCCGAAAAGUUUCACCGGCAAAGCCCAGCUCACCAUGCAUAGUCGCACCCACUCAAAAAGAUCAACUAGGGGAAAACGACGGUCUCUUAAAUAGUAUCCUCCAUCUGAGGACUUCGAAUUUUUAGGUUAGGCACUUGGCAAGCCAAAUAUACAUAUAUUAAAUGUUUACAACCCAGACAAAGAGGUAGAACUGCUUUCGCAAUCUAGAUAAGCGAAUCAUCUUGUUAACCACAUUUUAAGAU